Erigeron canadensis is the source of this 1794-nucleotide messenger RNA. RefSeq names its product probable serine/threonine-protein kinase kinX. NCBI's taxonomy places the organism in Eukaryota, Viridiplantae, Streptophyta, Magnoliopsida, Asterales, Asteraceae. The coding region runs from base 112 to 1446 and encodes 444 amino acids. The transcript is spliced from 3 exons. The record is from RefSeq and is a predicted model, not a curated record.
UAAAAUCACCCAAGACCCAAGAAAUCAAUUAAAAAAGUCUUGGAAAUAUUGCCCAAUACUGAAAUCAUUUCCCUUAUUAGCAAAAUUUUCUAAAAUCAAACACCCCACAAAAUGAUAACCCAAAUAGCCACCGGUUUAGGCGUCAUAGCCGGAGCAGCGAUACUGAAAUCAGUAGUAGUGACAGGUCCAGGCUCCGAUUCAGAUUUGGAUCCAAGUUCAAGUUGCAAUGGAACAGCUAGUGUAACAACUGAUCAUCAUCCAGCCGUUAACGAGGAAGUGAAGGAGGAGAUCAAUGGGGAUAAUGUGAAAGCAGUUGAUACAAAACCUAUCGAGGAAGUGAAGACUGAAGACUUGCCAACCGUAACUGAAGCAAUAGUAGAGGAAAAGAAAUCAGAACCCGUUACAACUGAAGAGGUAACGAAAGUUGAAGAAACAGAAACUCCAACGACUGAAGUGAUAGUUGCUGAUAAAGAGAUUGAGUUGCCUGCAGAAGAAAAGAAAACAGAACCUGUUUGUAUUGAAGAAGAAAUCCCAAAAACUGAAGAAAUGGCUCUUGAUAAUGAAACCAAAGCCCCUGCUAUUGAAGUCGAGGAAAAGAAGAUUGAGAACGUUGUCGUUGAUGAAGAAAAGCCAAAAUCCGAGGUCACAGAAGAGGCUAAGAUUGAAGAAAAGGCGACAAUUGAGGUUCCUGAUGCAGAGAAAACUGAAGUCAAAGAAGAGGUGAAAGUUGAAGAACCAAAGGCUGAAAUUGCAGCAGAAGAGGUGAACAAAACCGAGACUAAAGAUGUUGAACCAAUAGUUACUAAAGAAAGUAUUCCAGAAGCAACAGCUGAAUUUGCUGAAAAGAAAGAAGAGAAAGAAGAAGUUACGGAAACAGCUUCUACGAUUGCUACAAUUGCUGAAAAGAACUUAGAUGAAAAUGUGGUUGUGAAAGAAGCGGUUCCUGAAAAGAAAGAAGAUGAACAAAAUGAAGAGACUAAAGUUGAAGAAAAGAAAGAGGAUGAACCGAAAGUUGAAUGUUUUAAAGAAACCGCAGAACCUGUUGUUAUUGAAACAAAAGAUAAAGAAGUUGACCCGAUAAAGAUUGAGGAGCCCGUAAGUGAUGUUAAAAAAGAUGAGGAAACAACAGAAUGUGUGUCAAAGGAUGUGAAUACCAUUUCGACAACUGAAGAAGCUGUUAAAGAUGAAAAACAAGACGCAAAGGAAGAACCCGAAAAGCCUGCAUUGGAACCUGUCAAAACUGACGCAAAAGAAGAAACAAAAUCAACCGAAAAUACUCCUAAAGAAGAAGAAAAAACCACUCCAAAGCAAAGCCUUAUGGGUAAAGUGAAAAAGUCGUUUAUAAAAGCAAAGAAAGCGAUCAUCGGUAAAAACAAUACCACCCCCAACGCCAACACCAACGCCAACACCAAGACAACUGAAACUAAAGAAGAGGAGAAGGCUUGAUCACCAAAAAAACAGGUGAAAAAAAAUCGAUAAGUAUUUGUUGUGUGAGUAAUUUUUUUUAUAUUUUUUUUUGGUUUGUUGUUAUGUUCAUGUUUGUGGGUUGAAUUUGUUAUAGGAAGUAUAUGCAUACUAUGUUGUGGUGUGUGUGUAUAAUAGUUGGAGGUCUUGAUUUGGUUUUUUAUUUUUUUUUAUAAAUUUUUUUGUUGUCAAUGUAUAGGUUCGUCUUAUUCUUUUUUCAUUAUAUAUAGUCGAACUUAUUGCUUGAUAUUGUGUUGGUAUUGAAAUGUAAUUUGUAAUUAUUUAUAAACAGGAAAUUAAGAUACUUAAUGUGAAUAUUGUUGGUGAUAA